Molecule: messenger RNA, 994 nt
Organism: Pristis pectinata (smalltooth sawfish)
Lineage: Eukaryota; Metazoa; Chordata; Chondrichthyes; Rhinopristiformes; Pristidae
Product: ceramide-1-phosphate transfer protein-like
Exons: 4
Coding region: 42-980 (312 amino acids)
Biological process (GO): ceramide transport; intermembrane lipid transfer
Cellular component (GO): cytoplasm; membrane; cytosol
Molecular function (GO): ceramide 1-phosphate binding; ceramide 1-phosphate transfer activity
Source: RefSeq, a predicted model, not a curated record
AGGAUUUUGGGUUAAGAUGUCAAUGAGGACUCUUUGAGGGCAUGGGAUGCAACAGUCAGGGCUGUACCCCUGCAAAUCUCAGGAUGCAUCAAAGAAAGCUGCAGCUAAUGAAUAAGGCAAAGUUGUUGGGCUGCUCGGGGACAAUUCUGAGAUUUCUGCCGGUUGUAGUGAUCAUCAUCAUGCUCCUCAUCUACCUGAUGAGCUUUAAUUUCUCCCAAUUUCAACAGUUAAACCCUCAGGAAUCAGGACACGAGAGUAGCCAAAGACAUCAUCACAAAAACAAGCUCAUUGCUGCUUCAGCAACAGUGAAUCCCGUGGAUAGAAUUUCUGGACAACAAUGUGACAACAGCAAUUUCCAGAUCCACCGACUCCAAGCUGUCUUUCAGGCCUGUGUGACAAAGGAUGAAGAUAUUUCACUGAAAAGUUAUCUUGAAGGAUGGACAGAACUUCGAAAAAUUAUGAAUGCACUUGGCACUGUUUUUGGAUUUAUAUCUGAAGAAGUGACCAGUAAAAUGAAGAUAAUCUUCCAACAUCAAAGGGGAGUGCAUGGGAAGGAAUACACCACAAUGAAAUCCAUGAUUGAUUAUGAAUUGAGAAACAAUCUGGUGAAGGACAGUGGGCUUCGUGGUGAUGGCCUGGUGUCUGGCUGUCACACUUUACUGCGUCUCCAUCGAGCACUGCAAUGGCUCCAGCUCUUUCUUGAUAAGUUAAGGUCUAAUUCCAAAAGUAAUUCAAUGUCUGAUAUGUGCGCUGAUGCCUACCAGAGGACCCUUGCCAAAUACCACAGCUGGUUGGUACAAAAGGCUGCUGGCAUUGCCUUCCUUGCCCUGCCGUCACGAGCAAAAUUUCUCCGCAUAUUGUGUGUGCAAGACAACAAGGAGACUGAAGUGAAACUACGGAAUUCCGUCAAUGCUAUUGAAAGAGUUUAUAAUAUUACACAACGCAUGUAUGCACAGCAUGGAAUGCUUGAACUGCCCUAGUCCCAGAGCACUUC